Molecule: messenger RNA, 2044 nt
Organism: Kockovaella imperatae
Lineage: Eukaryota; Fungi; Basidiomycota; Tremellomycetes; Tremellales; Cuniculitremaceae
Exons: 6
Coding region: 239-1966 (575 amino acids)
Source: RefSeq, a predicted model, not a curated record
GCUACGAUUAUAUCACAAAUGGCUUCAAGUCUUUGGCCCAUCUGACAAAGGAUUCCCCAAAUCGCUUGGCGAAUCGUGCUAUGAUGACGUGAAUUUUAGAGUUGCAACCCCUUUCCUUUUGGCCCUAUCCACUGUACUCUCCAUGACCAUCGAAGAUCACUUCAUAACUCUCUGACGACUUUGACUGAUCACUUGCGUCGAGACUCAGAAGCUGUCAAGCGUCCGCCCGUCGCUCACGAUGAAGCUCAAGAGUCCGCGCUCUGUGCAUCUACUGACACUCGCCACCUUGAUCCCCACUGCCUUGGGUUUCUCGUUCAACACUUCAACACCGACACAAUGUGGAGACAUGACGGUCCAAUGGGAUGGAGGGACCGAGCCUUUCUACCUGAUCUUGAUACCGACCGAGAGCUUGACCGCUGGACGUAUCAUGAAUGUCUCUAUCCCUCCUGGACUUCAACCACCCUAUUCUCACACCUUUCGACUGGAUGAACCGGCAGGUUUGCACUUCCUCGCGACGAUGUACGAUUCCAAGGGCUUCGGUACAGGUGGAACCACAAGCACAUUGCGCGUCGGAUCAUCUAGUAAUACCUCAUGUCUCAGCACGGACCUGCGGUACGAUUUUUUCUUCUACAUUGACCCCCAGAACAACCCUUCACAAUGUCAAUCCAUGCGUAUCUCAUGGGAUAACACCAUCACCUACCCGCUCAAUCUGUAUGGUCUCAUCCCAUCAGGAACCCCGUUCGACAUUCCCAUCUCUCAACAGACCGGCAACGUCUCCGUUGACUGGCAGGUCGACAUUGACGAUGGAACCCAGUUUCUCCUUUUCAUGGCAGAUGCUGGGGAGUAUCAAACCGGGGGCAGCACAUCCCUAUUCACGGUACAGUCUGGGAAUGACAAUUGCAUGACUUCGUCUUCGCCAAAAAUCGCUGGCAAUGCAUCAGGCGGAUCGAACGAUACAGGAUCAUCGGGAGGUUCGGUCGAAGGUGUCGGUGGAUCUUCUUCUGGAGGUGAUGGGCAAGGAAGCACGAAUGGCUCGGGCGGGGGAGGUGGAGCGGGCGCCCACACGGGUGCGAUCGUUGGGGGGACCCUCGGAGGCGUCGCCUUUCUAGCUUUGCUCGGGAUCCUACUCUGGUUCUGCAUCCGUCAGAGAACUCGCGAUAAGUCGAACGACAAUGUCCGGUCGUACGGUUUCAACAAGGAGAAGGGUCCCAGGGAGUCUCGUGGACACUUGGACUUACUCGGCCCUCAAGGUCCAGAACGACACCACUCAGACGAUUCUUCCAAUACAGCGGCGCUCGGAGAUGGCAGGAGUUACACUCCAAUGCCGUUCCGAUACCCUUCCCCUGAAGCUCGUGAUUCGAACGGCUCGCCCCUUGCAUCGGCCGGGUUCGGCGCGCACGACAUGCCUGCAACAUCUGCUGUACUAGCUGGAACACCGAUGAAUGAGAAGCGUCGAUCAGGCACAACGGUAACGCCAGAUGUACAUAACGAUAUAGUGUUGCCUCACCAAUUAUACGAAGGGUCCGAUCGACCGAGCUCAGAUGCUCGAUACUCGCAUGAUACCGGUCCGAAUCAUAGUGGAAGCGGUACGGGGACAGGGACGGGUCUGACACCUUCGACUGACCAUCGAGCUCGUCCGCACAUUCCUCCUGGCGCUAUGGCGCCUGUCGGUCCUUCGGCCUAUCAUGACAGGCAAGAGACAAGCGAGGGACAGAGUGACUCGGCAACGAUAGGUCGGUUACAGAGGAAUUCAUCGGUACACAAGCCUUCGAUCGGAGGUGAUCAUCCCGCUGGUGAUCAUCCCGCUCAAGGUGUUCUUGCGGACAACGACACUCCUGACAGUCCAGGUGCCGCUCGACCGCUACCCGAAGUCCCCAUGCAGUAUGUCCAGCAUCAAGAUUCUGGCCGCAUUGUAGAUCUGCCUCCUCGCUACGAUCAAUUGAGAGCUGCGAACCCGGAUCCAUGACCCAGACAGUUCUCUCAUUAUGACCUUUCGUAGAUUGUGCUUUACGAAACGUUGGUAUAAUUAUGACCAGAUACGACG